GCCCCGAGCAAUCCGCGCCUUGGGGUAAUAUACUGUUGCAUGUCCCCACGCAAGCCUGCUGCUUGCUCGAGGGCUUGAACUUUCGAAAAUGUCUACUCUCCGUCGCCGCUUUGCUAACAUCAUUCGCGAGUCACCUACGCCCUCCCCCGAGCCUAGUCGCGAUGGUACGCCAGACCCCAACGAAGAGCUAAAGUUGGUCUCGAGUAAGAAGCUGGAAAAGCUCAAAAAAAGGAGACACAGCAAGAGGAGGUCUGGCAUCACGUUUGGGCUGGGUGGUCUGCUAGGCCUACUGUUAGCUCUACUGUUUGCUCAGUCGCAGGAUGUUAUCAAACUGGAAGGAUUGCUAGAGGUCAAUUUGGACAGCCUGAUGGAUGUGAUUCCUGUAGGCAUAGUAAACGAUGUGAAGGAUCUCUCAAGAGCAGAACGAGAUGUCGUCAACUAUGACUCGUUCUCUGUCGGUCUCCAUUUACUCUCUCAGGGGGUCAAAGCCCACCAUCCUGUCAUCAUGGUACCGGGAGUGAUUUCCACGGGACUGGAAUCUUGGUCGACAGGUGAAAAGUCCAGGCAGUACUUUCGCAAGCGGCUGUGGGGAUCAUGGUCAAUGAUGAGAGCACUGGUCAUGGACCAAGCGGCUUGGAAGCGACACAUCAUGCUCGACAAAGACACAGGACUUGACCCUCCAGAUAUCAAGCUGCGGGCAGCGCAGGGGUUCGAUGCCACCGAUUUCUUCAUUACCGGGUACUGGAUUUGGAACAAAAUCCUGGAAAAUCUCGCCACCAUAGGAUACGAUCCGACGAAUGCUUUCACGGCCUCUUAUGAUUGGCGUCUGUCCUAUGCCAAUCUGGAACACAGGGAUCAAUACUUUACGCGGCUGAAGAACUAUAUCGAGGUGGCGCAAAUGACAACUGGAAAGAAGGUUGUCCUUGUCUCACAUUCUAUGGGGAGCCAAGUUCUCUUCUACUUUAUGAAGUGGGUAGAACACAAGGACCAUGGAAAAGGAGGCCCUCACUGGGUGAACAACCAUAUCGACUCAUGGAUCAACAUCUCAGGCUGCAUGCUCGGAACAGCCAAGGACAUCCCGGCAUUGCUCUCUGGUGAGAUGAAGGACACCGCCCAACUCAAUGCCUUUGCAGUCUACGGUCUGGAGAAGUUCUUAUCCAAGGAAGACCGCGCAGAGAUCUUCCGUGCCAUGCCAGGCAUAUCGUCGAUGCUCCCCAAAGGCGGUGAUGUAGUAUGGGGAAAUGCUACAUGGGCUCCAGAUGAUUUACCUCCACCUAUCCAGAACAAAACGCACGGCACUUUCAUCUCCUUCAAGCCGCGCGGCAAUCUCACCGAUACUAUCCGGCAAAAUCUCACAAUGACACAGGCCUUUGACUAUCUCAUGGACAUUGCGGAGCCGUGGUAUGCCGAGCAAGUCAAGCACUCAUACUCUCAUGGUGUUGCGCACUCUAAAGCCGAAGUCGAACGAAAUGAAAACAACCCUCUCACAUGGAUGAAUCCCCUGGAAGCACGGCUCCCACACGCACCAGACAUGAAGAUCUUCUGCUUUUACGGCAUCGGCAAACCUACCGAGCGCUCAUACUUCUACAAGGAACAUGGCCAGCCACUUAAUGGGUAUAUCAACAUCUCGAUCGAUACCAGCGUCAAUUCUCCCAACGGUCGUCUUCAACAGGUCGGCAGCGUCGACCAUGGAGUCGUAUUUGGUGAAGGCGACGGUACAGUCAACCUGCUGUCCACAGGCUACAUGUGCGCAAAGGGCUGGCGGGAAAUAAAACGCUACAAUCCCGCAAACAUCAAAAUCACAACAUUUGAGAUGCCUCACGAGCCGGAUAGAUUCAGCCCUCGUGGGGGUCCUAAUACUGGCGAUCAUGUCGAUAUACUGGGGAGAAGUAGUUUGAAUGACUUGAUUCUGAGAGUCGCAGGAGGAAAAGGCGAGAACAUUGAGGAGAACUACGAGAGCAGGAUCUGGGAGAUCAGUGAGAAGGUCAAGAUCUAUAACGAGGAAUGAAACCAACGAGGGGAGUGGAACCUGUACAACAAAUGGAGAGGGGAUCUUUUGGUUGCAUAGCGAGGGCGCUGUCGUUUCGGAUUUGAUACCUAUGCCAAAUCGCGCAAUUGUGUAUGUCUUUUAAGUGGCACAGGUGGCAAGAAUCCUUGCAUGGGUCAGAUACCCCAUUGUAUAUAGACCCAUUGUAGAAUGCACAUAGAGUGGUAUUUUUGUCAGAACCAUAAGACGGG
Molecule: messenger RNA, 2238 nt
Organism: Cladophialophora immunda
Lineage: Eukaryota; Fungi; Ascomycota; Eurotiomycetes; Chaetothyriales; Herpotrichiellaceae
Exons: 1
Coding region: 89-2008 (639 amino acids)
Biological process (GO): triglyceride biosynthetic process; lipid storage
Cellular component (GO): cytoplasm; perinuclear endoplasmic reticulum
Molecular function (GO): phospholipid:diacylglycerol acyltransferase activity
Source: RefSeq, a predicted model, not a curated record